This is a messenger RNA of Trypanosoma conorhini, 1365 nucleotides long. Its product is annotated as T-lymphocyte triggering factor. Gene Ontology annotation, molecular function: microtubule binding; small GTPase binding. Gene Ontology annotation, biological process: cell motility. Gene Ontology annotation, cellular component: motile cilium; microtubule; Golgi apparatus. The transcript has a single exon. Bases 1 to 1365 code for a protein of 454 amino acids. NCBI's taxonomy places the organism in Eukaryota, Euglenozoa, Kinetoplastea, Trypanosomatida, Trypanosomatidae. The record is from RefSeq and is a predicted model, not a curated record.
AUGCCACCAAAGGCGGCUCGUGCUGGCGCCCGCAAGGCGGAGAAGGCCCCGCCCCCGUGUGACCCCGUCGCCGAGCUCGGCAGCCUCGAGUCGAUCCACGACGCCCUGGUAAAGGCGCAGGAGCUUCGGAACUACUUCCAGGUGGAGCGCGACAAGGUAAACGAGUUUUGGUCGGUGACGAAGAAGGACGUGGAAAACGCCCGCCACGCCCUCCUCAACGCCGACGCGGAGCUGGAGGAGAUGACGCGCGCGCACCAGGUGGAGAUGAAGGUGUACAAGCAGAAGGUGCGGCACCUGCUGUACGAGCACAAGAUGAAGGUGAAGCUGUGCAAGGAGGAGAGCGACCGCCUGCUGCGGGAGGCGGAGGAGCGGCACCACAAGCGCAUGAAUGACAUCCACGCCCAGCUGCAGCAGCGCGGCCGCGAGUUUGAGGCGGCGGCGGAGGGUCACGAAGUGAAGAUCGAGGAGCAACGUGACUCCCACAACUACAUGUUGACCGUCACGAAGAAGCAGAAGCACGAGAAGGAUCUAGCGCGCCAGCAGGCGGCCUACGAAGCGAAGCUGAAGGCCUUGCGGGACGAAUUGGAGCUGCGGCGCCGGGCCGAGAUUCACGAGAUCGAGGAGCGCAAGAAUGAGCACAUCAAUGCCCUGAUCAAGCAACACGAGACAAAGUUUCACGAGAUGAAGGAGUACUACAACCAAAUCACGACCAACAACCUGGAGAUCAUUCAGUCCCUCAAGGAGGAGAUUGCUCAAAUGAAGAAAAACGACGAACAUAACGAGACGCUCAUGUACGAUAUUGAUCGUGAGAAUCAGAACUUAGUGGCCCCGCUGGAAGAGGCGCAGCGGGAGGUGGCAGAGCUGCAGCAGAAGCGAAGGCAGUACGAGCAGGACAAACGCAGUCUUGGCACGACCCGGGCAAAGCUUCGCUCGCUGCGGGAGGAAAUUUGGCGCCUGCGCAAGGAGCACAAGGCCCUCGAGGAGCGCUACGCCACCGUCCACGAGGAGCGGGAGGAGCUCAAGGCGAAGUUUGAGUCCGCGCUGCGAAAGGCAAUGGAGGUUGUGGAGGAGCGCAAUGAGGUGCUGCAGCAGAAAUUGAUCGAGUCCCACGCACUUGUGGAGGAGCGGGACGCACAGCUUGAUGGGGUGCUUCGGGCGAUGAAUCUGGAGCCCACGGCCUUGGAGCUCAUUGCGUCCGAGGUGGAUCGCACUUUAAGUGAGAAGAAUCAGAUGAUCAAGGAUCUUCACUUUGAACUGAAGAAGGGGGAGAGGGAGUUCAACGCGACACUGGUUGAGUUGGAGAGGCGCUGUCAGGCAGUGAAUAUCCCGCCACUUUUCCGGGAACAAUUUCUUGCGCCAAGCUGA